Siniperca chuatsi (mandarin fish) is the source of this 2217-nucleotide messenger RNA. RefSeq lists its product as uncharacterized. The transcript has 5 exons. Lineage: Eukaryota; Metazoa; Chordata; Actinopteri; Centrarchiformes; Sinipercidae. The record is from RefSeq and is a predicted model, not a curated record. Bases 375 to 1223 code for a protein of 282 amino acids.
CAGCAGGGGCGCUAGUUGUCACUUUGCCUUUGUGUCCGGCUGGUAAAUAAAGCACAGAAGGUAGAACCACGUGUCGCUCGCGCAUGCGUACUGCUUAUUUGUCAUUGUCGGCUUCUGUCUGUCACUUCGGGGAGAUUUUGAGGAAACACCAGGAAGUGAUUUAUUAUAACGCUAUAAAGGCAAACAUGCAAGUGAAUUUUAGUGCUUGUACAGUUUAAAACAAUAGAGAGACUUUUGGUUGCAUGGGAGUCACUGAGCAGGAUAAUCAGUGCCAUUUGCAACAAUAAUAAGGCUAGUGGUAAUUAUCUUUAUAGUGAAACUAUUUGUCCAGGUACUGAAUUGUUUUGAAGCAUCUGAGUGGGUGAAGCUCUCAGAUGGAGGCAGUGUGUGAGCAGGGCCAUGGAGGUGAUGAUGAUGAGGAGGAGCAGGCAGGAGCUGAAGAAGCCAUGCUGUGGUCCAUCCAGGAGGCUCUGGAGAGGCAGACCCUGCAGAUAGGAGCAUCGGCCUGCGGGGCCACGGCUGUGGUGGAUGUGCUGAAGGCCCUGGGCGUGGAUGUGGCCCCUGAGGAGGCAGACCGCUGCGUCCAAACGCGCCUGAGGAGGAACGAGUCACCGCUGCCCGACUACCUGCUGUCCCGGAGUGAAGCCGGUGCGACUCACGCUCAGCUCAUCCAAGGAGCAGAGGAGGCCAGUAAGGGGGAGGUAAUGGGUCGCUUCUUCCACCUUCACCCUCGGCGGCUGGUCAGACUCGUCCCCUGGCUCGCACACUGGAUCCGAAGCGGUGCUGUUCCCGUGGCGACCAUGAACAUGCAGCUGGCUGUGCCCGAGGGAGAGGAGGUGCCUGACGCCUGGCACCAUCAACUUAUAUUUGGCGUUGCACCAAAUGCUGUUUUCAUGACCAAUCCUUUAGAUGUAGUAAGUGAGGGAGAGGUGCACCAGAGACUCUGCAGUGAAUCUGUGUUGCUGAUUCGUCGAGCAGACGUCCUGCAGCGACUGACGCCUGAUUGCUGUCUGUCCAGCUUAUCUGACCCGCGGUGGAAAGCCCUGGAUAUCGAGGGUCAAGUGAGGCAGAUGCGCCUAGAAGAGGAGCAGGAACAAGAUGGAGUCAAGUUAACACACAUCACGAUCCCCGCAGCGUACAGUUCAGGCAUCACACUCUUCGCCCUACGACAGUCACAGUUAGGACAAGAACUCCUCAAUGCUCCUGAACUCCCUUUGUUGUGACCGGACUGUCACGCAUGGACUCAUUUAUUGCGAUAUGAAAAAUAAAACAUAUAGAGAUAAUGUAACACUUUAUUGAUCACAUUGUUCAGGAUCAGCAGAUGUCCACCCUGCUGAAGUGAAAUGGUGGCUGAGACUGACCUCUGAAGUCCUGGAAGAGAGAGUGAGCAACAAAAUAUCACAUGAUGUUUUACUGUACUAAUGACGCUGUUGUUGCAAAUGGCAGGUUGAAGCCACAUACACAUUUACACAGUAAGAGAAUACAUUACAGAUUUGCGCAAGUGACAUAAAGAGGAUACAAAAUCAAAAAGAAACAAAACCACAGAAAUCAAUUGUUGAUACUCAUUAUUAAUACAACAUCUGUUCUCUAGUUGCAGAAGCACCCUCUUGCACCUUUUGCAGCAAGUGCCCACAUGUGAGGCUUCAUUUGCCAGCUGCUUUCUGCCAUCAAACAGCUGCAAAACGUGUACAUACAUUUCUAUCACUGAUGCCUGUUGUUUUUUUCCCAUGCAUUAUUUCUUGUCAAUUGCUGCAUCCAGACUCUUAACUAGAGCUUAAAAAAGCAGAUCGCAUCAGUCCCUAUUUGGCCACUUUACACCGUCUUCCAGUUAACUUUAGGAUUGACUUUCAGAAUGUAUUGAUUUCUUUCAAAGCAAUAAAUGGCAGAGCUCCAGCUUAUAUUUCAGAGCUGUUAUGUCCUGAUGGUCAAAAUCUUAUAUCAGCAGACUGAACUCCUCUGAUUGCUCCAAAGGCCACAUUAAGCACUAAAGGUGGUGGAGUCAUUUUAGCCAGGGUGCUUAGAUGUUGGCACAAUUAAAGAAAAAUAUCCAUCUGUUUUUCCCCAAGAGGCAGCUCACUUUUCCACACUUUGAGUCAGUUCUAUGUUUUAUGUUAUGCCGAGCUUUCUGUUUGUCUGAUGUACUGUAGGAUACAUUUGUGGUCUUUUAGACUAGUUGUGAAUCAGCCUGCAUAAAAUAAAUUUUGUCUGCAUAAAUGA